This is a messenger RNA of Bufo bufo (common toad), 1154 nucleotides long. RefSeq names its product gastrula zinc finger protein XlCGF17.1-like. Gene Ontology annotation, molecular function: DNA-binding transcription factor activity, RNA polymerase II-specific; RNA polymerase II cis-regulatory region sequence-specific DNA binding. The transcript is spliced from 2 exons. Lineage: Eukaryota; Metazoa; Chordata; Amphibia; Anura; Bufonidae. Gene Ontology annotation, biological process: regulation of transcription by RNA polymerase II. The record is from RefSeq and is a predicted model, not a curated record. Bases 86 to 1015 code for a protein of 309 amino acids.
UCCCCCGUGUAAGAGUGAGGUGGAGGAGGACAUUCCAGGAGAUGUCACCACAGAGAAUCACAGUAAGAAAUCUGAGGAAAACGUCAUGUUAUCACUAAAAUAUAAACUUGAAAAUGAAGAUAUCAUGCAGUGCUCUUCAGGAAAAAACCUUAAUGUACAUUCAGGACUUCACAGUACAGAACUGUCAUAUAAUCCCCCUAAUCCAUCUCCUGACCAAUUACUGAUUGUUACCACAAAUGUAGGUAAGCAAGUAGGGAGUAAAAGGUUUCACUGUGAAAAGGAGUUCACAAAGAGAUCAAGUCUUUCUACACACAGAAGAAUUCACACAGGAGAGAAGUCAUACUCCUGUUCAGAAUGUGGGAAAUGCUUUUCAUAUAAAUCACAUCUUGUUAAACAUGAGCGAAUUCACACAGGAGAGAAACCAUAUUCCUGUUCAGAAUGUGGGAAAUGUUUUGCCCAAAAAGCAUGUCUUAUUGCACAUGAGAGAGUCCACACAGGAGAGAAGCCAUAUUCAUGUUCAGAAUGUGGGAAAUGUUUUAGCAAUAAAUCACAUCUUGUUACACAUGAGAGAAUUCACACAGGAGAGAAGCCAUAUUCCUGUUCAGAAUGUGGAAAAUGUUUUACACAAAAAGCAUGGCUUAUUACACACGAGAGAAUUCACACAGGAGAGAAACCAUAUUCAUGUUCCGAAUGUGGGAAAUGUUUUGCAGUUAAAUCGGUUCUUGUUAAACACCAGAGAAUUCACACAGGACAGAAACUACAUUCAUGUUCAGAAUGUGGGAAAUGUUUUACUUGGAAAUCAAAUCUUGUUACACAUAAGAAAAUUCACACAGGAGAUAAGCCAUAUUCAUGUUCAGAAUGUGGGAAAUGUUUCACUUGGAAAUCACAUCUAAUUACACAUGAGAGAUGUCACACAGGAGAGAAGCCGUAUUCAUGUUCAGAAUGUGGGAAAUGUUUUGCAGGAAAAUCAGUUUUUGUUAAACAUGAGAGAAGUCACACAGAGAAGAAUCUAUAGUGCUGGAAUUCUAUAUAAAAAAUAAUAAUAAUAAUUUUAAUCCCUUGUUAUUCAUAGACAUGAAAGUUGGGGGCUAAAUGGGAACAUGUGCUGCAGAUUAGCAACUUGUUUUUGUGCAGAUAUUUUAUGGCUAUUAUAU